This is a messenger RNA of Caenorhabditis elegans, 2580 nucleotides long. RefSeq names its product Exocyst complex component 6 (gene sec-15). NCBI's taxonomy places the organism in Eukaryota, Metazoa, Nematoda, Chromadorea, Rhabditida, Rhabditidae. The record is from RefSeq and is marked reviewed. Gene Ontology annotation, biological process: Golgi to plasma membrane transport; intracellular protein transport.
AAAAUGCCAAACUCAUCCAGUACCUCUCAACCGGCAACUACGGGAAGUGAAACAGCAUCGACUUCCUAUGUCAACUACGUCGAAAUGAGUGCUGAACAGGAGUACUUCCUGUACGAAUUGGAGACAACGGACAGUGGAAGUAUGGGCCUUGUUCUACGUGCUAUCUACGACACCGGAGAUGUGCAAUCAUUCGCACGGGCUUUACAACAAAGAAUCAGCCAUUACGACAAGAAUAUUCAAAAAGUGUGCUCCUUCCACUACCAAAGCUUCGUGGAUGCCAUGCAGGAGCUUAUGAAGCUUAAAGAGCAGUGUCAAGAUAUCAAGGAAGAGACCGUGGCAAUUGACGCCGAGAUUCAGCAGAUUAGUCAACGUUUGUGUCAGAAGAAGCAAGAAAUCGUGAGAUAUCGGAAGCUCAUGAAAAACGCGAAGACAGCUAUGGAUCAAAUCGCCGUUUGCCUCCCGGUACUUGAAAACUAUGCGAAGCUUCAAGAGCAAAUGAGUAAUCGCAAGUACUACCAAGCUCUGAAAACUCUGGAAGAGUUGGAACACACUCAUCUUGCCCUAGUGGAAAAGUACCGCUUCACACAAGUGCUUGCAAAAAGUAUGGCGCCAGUUCGUUUGGAGAUUAAGGAAAAAGCUUACUCCGAGUUCAAAGACUUUUUAGAGAACAUCAAGAAAGUUGCUGGACGUAUUGGAAAACAUGCGAGCAAGGAUACAGCUGAGCAACAUUCCUUUGGAGUCACCGACGCCGAAAGAGCCAAGAAAAUUCAAGAAGAAGCAAGGAAAAAUGCGAGCAAUGUCGAGAUUGAAGUGUCCGCUGACGGUAGUAUUGUGAAGAAAAAUAUGUCGCCCAAACGAAACAUGAAAAUGCAAGUUGAGGAUGAUGAACAAGUAUCGGCUCAAGACUUGAUCGAUUUCACUCCAGUUCACCGUUGCUGUCAGAUUUUCAAUGUUCUCGGUGCAAAAGAGGAGUUUGAGCAGUAUUACCGUCAACAGAGAAAAGAGCAGUGUGACUUGGUGAUUGAGCCAACUCACAAAAUGAACAACUUCAAGCAUUAUGUGGAGUAUCUCGAUGAGAUCGUCGGAUUCUUUGUCGUGGAAGAUCAGAUUUUGAUGACACAAUCCAAUUUGUCGACAACUGUGGAUAAGGAUAAGUUGUGGGAUAAUGCGCUCAUGAAGAUUCGUCAGCAUUUGGAUGCAAGAUUCGGAGGAUCUCCAGAUGUGCUGAUGAUGUUGAAGAUGAAGAAGGUAAUUCUUCUCUUCAUUCUUACUAUGAAAUCAUACGGCUACGCUGUUGCACCACUCUAUGAACUUCUGCAAAACUUCAGGGAUCAGUACAAUGAGAUUCUGGUAAAAGAAUAUUGUGCUCAGUUUGAGAGGGAUUUGGAAAAGGAUAAUUAUACACCGAUCACGGUCAACUCGGAAGAAGAGUUUCGAACUAUCAUCAGAAAGUUUCCAUUUUAUAAAAGAAGCAUGGAGCAGGAACCGUUCCCACGGAGGUUCCCGUUCUCUCCGUUUGUCACUGAUGCCUAUACACAAGCCAAAAACUAUUUGAUUGGAUGUCUCAAGUUUAUGGACAAUCUUCAACUCAAUACUUCUGCUGUUGAUGACACUGUUCGCCGUUGCGCCAACGUGCUUCUUGGACGAUGGGCUGGAGUUUUGAAGUCAUUUGUUCACAAACGGCUCUCUAUGAUUCAACUCGUUCAAAUUACAAUUAACCUGGGAUAUUUGGAAAAAUCCUGCGAGUCACUUGGAGCAUUUAUCACCAGUAAAACUAGCGGAGAGGAGGCAAUAGGAACUACUUCCCAUCAAGUUGUGCUGUCUGAAAAGGUGUUCCGCGACGUGAGAAGUGAAGUCGAGCAGCAGAUUGAUGAGUGUAUGCGAAGCAAAGUUGAUGAAAUCAUUGAUCUUGCAAAUUACGACUGGGAAUUGCCUGCCGCUGCCGGACAGGCAUCCGAGUUCAUCUCGGAUCUUAUAAAUUUCCUUCAAACCACAUUUACUUCAUUCACCAAUUUGCCAUCAGGACUUGCAAAGCAUGUUUGCACUCAAACUUGUAAACACAUUUCGCAAUCAAUGUCAGAUUUCUUGUUGUCUCCUGAAACCAAGUGCAUUUCAACAGGAGCUCUGGAUCAGUUUUCUCUAGAUGUGAUGCAAUGCGAGAUGUUCACCACGAGGUGCCCGGUAGCUGGAGUGGAUCCACAAACGCUGUCAAUGACGUUUGCAGAUUUGAGACAACUGCUCGACCUCGUGAUGUCAUCGGAUUGGACAACGUUCAAUGCCGAAUACGGAAAGGAUCAUGCCAAAUACCUGAGAGUGAAGGCAUCGACUGCCAUUGUUGUUCUAGAAAAAAUGAUUGAAUUCGAGCGAAAAAGCACUGGAUUCUUUGGAAUCGCCAAAGGAGAUCGCAAGAAGCUUCUCGACACAAUUGUCCGUCAGUUGAAACUCCUGGAAAUUUAGUGAUUUUUUAAAUUAAUGUUACUUAUGUUGCCUUUUACUGUGGUAUGAUUAUCAAUAGAUGCGGAAUUAUUUUAUUGUCAACGUUGCAUAAUUUAUUUAUUGUAUGAAAAGUUUUGAAUUCUU